UUCAGAGGGGUUUUCGGCGGGCGGGGGAAAAGGUGGAGGGAUUUGGGAGAUGGGGAGGGGAGACGAAGGGACGUCGGAAGGAAGAAGGGAAGGAGAAAGAGGAAGAGGUGGAGGGAAGAAGAAGAGGAGGAAAGGAGGAUGGAAGAAUGGAGAGGAAGAAGAGGGAGAAAGAAGCAGAGGGAAAUGAGGAGGGAGGGAGGAGGGAGAGAUGGGAAGCGGAGAGGAAGUGGUGGGAAGCGAGCAAAGAAGGAAAAGGUGGAAGAAGGAAAAGAGGAGGAAGAAGAAGAGAAGAGGAAGAGGAAGAGGAGCGAAAGAAAGCAGUCACUCACUCACUCACUCAGUCGGCGCUGAUGCGACACCUUCGGGCUUAGUUUCGUUUUUCGGUUCACUCGUGCGGGAAUCAAUCAACAAGGGCUAUGCCUGCUGUCUUUCCAUGUCCGCCACACUGCUGGCUCGCGCAAAUCCAGCUUCAUCAUUCACGCUGUGUGUGAUCUAUCUAUUUUACUUCUACUUCAGGAAAAUUCCCCAAUUGGUCUUCUCGUCGCGUUGGUUGAGAUGCUGGUGCUGUACUGCUGUGGCUGACGCUCGCCUGGUAUCCUUGAUUACUACCACCACAUAAUAAUUAACGGACAUUUUUGACUAGACUGCAUGUCAUGUAAAGAAUU
This is a messenger RNA of Aspergillus vadensis CBS 113365, 665 nucleotides long. RefSeq lists its product as uncharacterized. The coding region runs from base 209 to 619 and encodes 136 amino acids. The transcript has a single exon. The record is from RefSeq and is a predicted model, not a curated record. NCBI's taxonomy places the organism in Eukaryota, Fungi, Ascomycota, Eurotiomycetes, Eurotiales, Aspergillaceae.